This is a messenger RNA of Aspergillus puulaauensis, 1188 nucleotides long. Its product is annotated as tRNA maturation protein LHP1. Gene Ontology annotation, biological process: RNA processing. The coding region runs from base 1 to 1188 and encodes 395 amino acids. The transcript has 2 exons. Gene Ontology annotation, cellular component: nucleus. The record is from RefSeq and is a predicted model, not a curated record. Lineage: Eukaryota; Fungi; Ascomycota; Eurotiomycetes; Eurotiales; Aspergillaceae. Gene Ontology annotation, molecular function: mRNA binding.
AUGGCUGAAGAACAGAAGCCUGUUACUGCGCAGGCGACCAACGCUGAGGCCGAGAAGGAUGUUCAGGAUGUGCUCGCAGAACUGAAGGGCGAGACCGAUGCGCCUGCUAAUGGUGCUGAAAAGAAGGACGAUGCUCCCGCCGACAAGUCUGAGGACGCGGAAGAGGCCCGUAUUGUUGCCGCUGCUGCUAAGCUCGGCGAGAAGUCAGAGAAGACCGAGAGUGAAAACAGAACAGAGGACCGUGGUCGCGAUCGCCGGGCUCGUCGCAACGAGAGCAAGUUCGAUCCCUCCGCGCAGGAGGAGACCGAUGACCCAGUGGAGAUCCGCAAGCAGGUCGAAUUCUACUUCUCAGACUCCAACCUUCCCAUGGACAAAUUCCUCCUCUCCAAGGUCGGUGGCAGCAAGAACAACGCCGUUCCCCUCGAGCUUCUCCACUCUUUCAAGCGCAUGCGCCGAUUCCAGCCCUUCAGCGCCAUCGUCGAGGCACUCAAGCCUUCCGAGACCCUUGAACUCACAGACAAUGAAACCUCCGUUCGCCGCAAGGUCCCCCUUCCCGAGACCGUUAAGGAUACCCACGACCCCACUGUCGUCAAGGUCUUCGAGGACCAGGCCAUGGCGCGCAGCAUCUACGCCAAGGGGUUCGGAGAAGAGAACCCUACCACGCAACUUGACAUUGAGGCCUUCUUCGCCCCCUACGGCCCCGUCAACGCCAUCCGUCUUCGCCGGACCAACGACAAAUACUUCAAGGGAAGUGUGUUUGUCGAGUUCGCAUCAGAGGAGAAGCAAAAGGCGUUCCUGGAACUGGACCCCAAGCCCCAGUGGAAGGGCCAGGACCUCAACAUCAAGAGCAAGAAGGAAUACUGCGACGAGAAGGUCAAGGAGAUCGAGGCCGGCCGAGUCAGACCCAGCGGUGGUCGUGGCCGCGGCGGCCGUGGCGGUCGGGGAGGUCGUGGUGGCCGUGGCGGCCGCCGUGACAACAACCGCGACUGGAGAGAUCGACGGGAUGAGGACCAGAAGCGAGGCUUCCGAAACGACCGUGACCAAAAGCCCGAGCGCCGCGAGGUCGAGAAGGACGCUAGCGGCGUUCCUAUUGUGCAGAGCACCGCCGACUCCACGGGCCAAAAGCGCACCCGUGACGAAGACGCGAACGGCGACCACCCUUCCAAGAAGGUUGACACGAAAGAGUAA